Molecule: messenger RNA, 2163 nt
Organism: Peromyscus eremicus (cactus mouse)
Lineage: Eukaryota; Metazoa; Chordata; Mammalia; Rodentia; Cricetidae
Gene: Hrh1
Product: histamine receptor H1
Exons: 1
Coding region: 23-1492 (489 amino acids)
Biological process (GO): G protein-coupled receptor signaling pathway, coupled to cyclic nucleotide second messenger; regulation of vascular permeability; positive regulation of vasoconstriction
Cellular component (GO): dendrite; membrane
Molecular function (GO): histamine receptor activity; G protein-coupled serotonin receptor activity; neurotransmitter receptor activity
Source: RefSeq, a predicted model, not a curated record
AUUAGAGGCUGCCCUUGCGCCAAUGAGCCUUCCCAACAUCUCCUCAGCCUUUGAAGACAAGAUGUGUGAGGGGAACAGGACCGCCAUGGCCAGCCCUCAGCUGCUGCCCCUGGUGGUGGUUCUAAGUAGCAUCUCCCUGGUCACAGUAGGUCUCAACCUGCUGGUGCUGUAUGCCGUACACAGUGAGCGUAAGCUGCACACCGUGGGCAACCUGUACAUUGUCAGCCUGUCGGUAGCAGACCUGAUCGUAGGUGCAGUUGUCAUGCCCAUGAACAUCCUUUAUCUCAUCAUGACCAAGUGGUCCCUGGGCCGCCCCCUCUGCCUCUUUUGGCUCUCUAUGGAUUAUGUGGCCAGCACAGCAUCCAUCUUCAGUGUCUUCAUCCUGUGCAUUGAUCGAUACCGCUCUGUCCAGCAACCCCUCCGGUACCUGAGGUAUCGAACCAAGACCCGCGCAUCGGCCACCAUCCUGGGGGCUUGGUUUCUCUCCUUCCUGUGGGUUAUACCCAUUCUUGGCUGGCAUCACUUCAUGUCCCCGGCCUUAGAGCCUCGGGAAGACAAGUGUGAGACAGAUUUCUACAAUGUCACGUGGUUCAAGAUCAUGACCGCCAUCAUCAACUUCUACCUCCCCACUGUGCUCAUGCUGUGGUUCUAUGUGAAGAUCUACAAGGCUGUGCGGAGACACUGUCAACACCGCCAGCUCACCAAUGGCUCCCUCCCUUCCUUCUUAGAAAUCAAGCUGAAGUCAGAGGAUGUCAAGGAGAGUACCAAGAAACCUGGGAAAGAGUCACCCUGGGGGGUCCUGAAAAGGCCAUCAAGAGACCCUAUUGGAGGACUAGAUCAGAAGUCAACCUCCGAAGACCCCAAGAAGAUAAACUCACCCACUGUCUUUAGCCAGGAGGAGGAUAGGGAAACAGUCACACACCACUGUUUCCAUCUAGACACCAUGCAGACACAGACCAUGGCCGAGGAAGGUAGCAGAAGCUCAGAGGCCAUUGACCAGGCCCUGAGCCAGCCCAAAAGGGAUGAGCAGAACCUGAAUACUUGCCGGCGGAUCAGUGAGACAUCAGAGGACCAGACCUUGGUGGAUCGACAGUCCUUCUCCCGGACCACAGACUCUGACACCAGCAUAGAGCCAGGGCUGGGCAGAGACAAACUGAGAAGCGGGUCAAACAGUGGCCUCGAUUACAUCAAGAUCACCUGGAAGAGGUUCCGCUCACAUUCCAGACAGUAUGUGUCUGGGCUGCACUUGAACCGAGAGCGGAAGGCGGCCAAACAGUUGGGUUUUAUCAUGGCGGCCUUCAUCCUCUGCUGGAUUCCCUAUUUCAUCUUCUUCAUGGUCAUUGCCUUCUGCAACAGCUGCUGCAGCGAACCCGUGCACAUGUUCACCAUCUGGCUGGGCUACAUCAACUCCACGCUGAACCCCCUCAUCUACCCCCUGUGCAAUGAGAACUUCAAGAAGACAUUCAAGAAAAUUCUGCACAUUCGCUCCUAAGGGCACAGCAAGAGGAUGCCACAUAGUGGGUGGACAGCGUCUGAUGUCCAAGAGGGAACCAGAGGAAGAAAGCAUGGGCGUCACUAGGGCCCUGGGCGUUGGGGAAUAGAAUCUAAGAUCUUGGGCUGAGCAGUAUGGAGGCAUUCCCAGGGACCGUCAGAAGAAGAGCAGGUGGCGGUGGUUAGCAGGAAGAUUGUACUUCGGGUAGAAAGCAGAAUAUUUGAAAGAAGCGACCUGGCAGAGUACGCCUGGCCCUCAGGAACUGUGGGAGUCUCAGGUGCUCAUAGGAAGUCUGGCUCUCUGACAUGAGUUCCUUAGUAACCAAAUCAGGGAAUGUGUGGCAGAGUUCUUCUGGAGGGUAAGCUUGGACUCGGAGACUUCCCAAGCAAGAGCUAUGUGACUGCAGAGACAUACACACAGAUGCUGUCCCCUCCCAGGGAUCACCUGGAGAGGCAUGGCAGCUAUUCCACUGCAUCCACCACUUCUCAGAACACAGCCCUUCUGAGCCUCUCCUACAGCUUUCUCCAGGGCCGUCUGGUCUGCCCCACCCUGGAACCUGCCUUACCUGUGUCUCAGAGUUGCUAGGAAAUUAGGCAGCUUGCAAGUCCAUCCUUCUCAACUCCUAAUUCCUUCUGGCUCUUAAAAUGGUAACAACAGCAGCAGCAGCAACA